UCCAUACAGGAAGUGGGUUAUGGCGAAUUGCUACGAGAGCAGACCGUACAUUUGUGAGAGAAACAAAGUGUGCGUGGAUGGCUUUGUGGGAGACAACUGUGACCAGGCCUGCCAUUGCUACGGAGAGCCUUGUAAAGGGGGACAACCCUGCAAGUAUGGAUGUGAGGCAGGGUGGACAGGUCCCUUCUGCUACACACGCGUGAAGAGGGCAGAGGUCAUCUACUACUGCGUCAACAACACGGCGGAGGGUCGCUACGCGCUGGUGAGGAUUAACCCUUUCGGACGCCAGUACCAGACGGUGCAGCUGACAGACGAGGCCGGCACCCCCCAGCCCUGGUGCAGCGGCUCCGAGAUGUGGUACGACGACACCGGCGUCUACUCCGUCAAGAUCCCCGUCACCCGGGGUAGCGAGUGGCAAGUGGGCUUUGUCUGCGGGGGCAACCGGACGGGUUACAACUCCUACAAGUGGCUGUUGACUCUACAAGAGAAGAAAGGAGUAUUGCUUCUCCUUGACCGCAGGGUGGAGCUGUCAUGUGACUUUGACAGGGCGGACAACAUGGUUCGGAUACAGUCACAGAACGUUGCCGUAGAAAGUGAUCAACCAAACAAUGGCCUCCCGUCAGUGGAAAAACCUCUGAAUUCUCGCGAGUUCGUGAGUCUGGCGAUAACCGACUCCUUCACGGGUCAAACUCUCACGAGGGCGAAACUCGGCGCCAACGUGCAACUGCGCAUGAUACUCACCACCACCCUGGGUAAUGAGGAAUGAUUAGUAGAUAAGCGA
Molecule: messenger RNA, 781 nt
Organism: Pomacea canaliculata
Lineage: Eukaryota; Metazoa; Mollusca; Gastropoda; Architaenioglossa; Ampullariidae
Exons: 5
Coding region: 20-766 (248 amino acids)
Source: RefSeq, a predicted model, not a curated record